This is a messenger RNA of Periconia digitata, 1164 nucleotides long. Lineage: Eukaryota; Fungi; Ascomycota; Dothideomycetes; Pleosporales; Periconiaceae. The record is from the annotation of a GenBank genome assembly.
UUUCCCAUGUCGACCACUUCCCGAACAUAUAAUGGCUUCCACCACCUAAAUCGAAUCUUUACAUGCGCGCGCAAAUCCCCGAUACGUGUAUCAUUACCGCCACUGCCACCACAAUGGCUCACCAUUCCGCAACACCGCACUCUCCGACUCUACCCUCUCCUCAAGCUCAAAAACACCGUUGGUGCACACCCACUUCUCGAGCUCCAUCGUUAUGAACCACCAAAGCUCGAAGAUACCGAGCAGCGUAUCAAUCUAUACUCAGAUAAGAAGAAGUUGGUUGCAGCAAACAUCACGCUGGCGGAGGCCUACAGUAGAGUGCAGCCAGGGCACAUUUUAUAUCCUUUGAAACUGCCCCCAGACCAACGCGAAAUGAAAAACUUGGAUGCAAUGAGGCAGCACAACCUCCCAGAUACCUACAACAAAUACAUAAUGGGCGAACCGAAGCCAGGCCCGCCGCCGAAGAAGAAGAAGGGCAACGGUCCGCCUCCGCCUCCCGACUUCAAUACUCAUUACCAGCAUCAAGGAUUCAAAACUAUCCCAUUUGGCGGUAAAAUGAUGACAGAUAUUUGGUUGGUAGAGAACCAGCUAUCCAAAGCCCAUCGUUUCCUAGAGGCCCGCCAUCCGGUGGAGAUGCAGUUUCGCGUGCCGGGCGUGCCGCUCAGGACCGGCACACGCGCCCAAAAGCGAUACUCGGUGACCCCAGAGCUGAAUCCGGAUCGGUUACAAGACUGGCGUUGGCUACAUAGCCAUUUGCCUUACCUUCACCCUGACUUCAUACUCCGAGGCAUGCCUCCAGGUACCUCGUUCUGGGUGACUCCUCACACCACUGGCUCUACUCUCUACAUGGUCUUUGGGCCACCAGGAACCACGAAGUUCAAUGGAGAUGAAAAGUUGAAUGAGACUAAAUCACUUUUGGCCCUCAAGAUCAGACUCGGACACCAGCCGAAUUUGCCUCAGCGGUUCCGUGAGCUGCUUGUGGAAGGUGGCAACACUGGCUACUCGACCGAGCCCCGUCAACAGCUACCCAUAACUAUGAUUAAAGGUCGUUUGGAUUCAAUCACGCAUGGAAUGGAACAAAAAAGCGCACUAGACAAGCGCUACAUGGUGUCAAAGUCUCCGAAACACUCGUGGGUGAAGCAAAAAGUGGCAAGCUAUAGGAAUUAA